UGUUUCGCGAGAGCCAUUGCAAAGGUUCAUUGUCUCAUCUUCGAUUCACGUACCCGAUCUUGGAAAGAAUUACCAAUCAAGUUCGCUGAUUUCGGUGUUCUCCAUCGAAAUGGAGUCUCUGGUGCUCUUUCCGGGUUAACGCGAGUCCGUCGAUUCCAACAAGAUGAUGCUCACAUCUUCUGUUCUCAUAAUCAAAUUGAAGAAGAGAUUGUGAAAGCUUUACAAUUCAUGCAAGAUGUUUACACUACUCUUGGGUUCACUUUCGAAAUGGUUCUGUCCACUCGACCAGAUUCCUACAUCGGUGAGAUUGAAAUUUGGAAUAGUGCCGAAGAAGCUUUAACGAACGCUUUGAAUGCUAGUGGACACAAAUGGGGACUCAAUCCCGGCGAUGGUGCUUUCUAUGGACCUAAAAUCGAUAUAACUGUGAAAGAUGCUCUUAAAAGAUCAUAUCAAUGCGCCACAAUCCAGUUGGAUUUUCAGUUACCAAUUCGAUUCAAUUUGAGUUACAUUGGACCGGAUGGUGAAAAACAUAAGCCGGUCAUUAUUCAUCGAGCCAUCUUCGGAUCUGUUGAACGUUUCUUAGCAAUCUUAGCCGAAAAUUUCGGUGGUAAAUGGCCUUUCUGGUUAUCUCCUAAACAAGCUAUUCUCAUUCCUGUAGCCGAACCUUUCAUUGAAUAUGCUGAGGCAGUUCGUUCUAAAUUGUAUGCAGCGGGUUUCGAAGUUGAAAUUGGAGCUGAUCCUGGACUGAGUUUAAAUAAGAAAAUUCGAAAUGCUCAACUCGACAGAUUCAAUUUCAUCUUGGUUGUUGGAGAAAAAGAAAAGGAAAACGAUUCAGUGAACGUUCGUACAAGAGAUAAUGUCGUUCGUGGUGAGAUUAAAGUGGAUGAUUUAGCGGAGAAGUUCAAAUAUUUCGUCGAAAAGAGGGUUUUAAAAGCAGAAGAAGAUUUCUAAUCGUAAAACUAAUUAUCAUUCAUUCAUUUACUUUCUACUCUCCAAUCUAUUCACUCGGAUAACUUAUACCCGAUGAAAGUGAAUAUAAUUGACUUGGUUUUGUUUGAUUGUUUGAUUUAGGAAAAAUAAAUAAACUCUUUUAAUUGAGACAA
Messenger RNA from Panonychus citri (citrus red mite), 1103 nucleotides. Its product is annotated as threonine--tRNA ligase 1, cytoplasmic-like. Gene Ontology annotation, cellular component: cytoplasm. The annotation marks the transcript as partial. Gene Ontology annotation, biological process: threonyl-tRNA aminoacylation. NCBI's taxonomy places the organism in Eukaryota, Metazoa, Arthropoda, Arachnida, Trombidiformes, Tetranychidae. The transcript has a single exon. The record is from RefSeq and is a predicted model, not a curated record. Gene Ontology annotation, molecular function: threonine-tRNA ligase activity; ATP binding.